Molecule: messenger RNA, 924 nt
Organism: Myzus persicae (green peach aphid)
Lineage: Eukaryota; Metazoa; Arthropoda; Insecta; Hemiptera; Aphididae
Product: zinc finger MYM-type protein 1-like
Exons: 1
Coding region: 1-924 (307 amino acids)
Source: RefSeq, a predicted model, not a curated record
AUGGAGGUAAAACGAUCAUGGUUAGUAUAUUCCGGUAUGGGCGAUUCUGUAUUUUGUUAUUACUGUAAAUUAUGUAAUGAGACAAAAUUGUCUUUAUUCAAAGAGGGAUAUCAUGAUUGGAAGAACAUUGCUGAAACGUUAAAACAGCAUGAACGGUCUCCACAUCAUGAAACAUCUUUUCUUAAGUGGAAAGAACUAGAAAUAAGAAUAAAUAAUUCAAAAACCAUAGGCAAUAUAAAUGGAAAAAUAAUAAAAACGGAAAUUCAACAUUGGAGACAAGUUAUAGAAAGAAUAAUAUCAUUAAUAAGAGUACUUGGAAAUCAAAACUUAGCUCUACGGGGAACUCACGAUAAACUCAAUUUAGAAAAUAAUGGAAAUUUUUUAAAAUUCAUCGAGUUUUUAGGUAAAUUUGACCCAGUUAUGAAGGAACAUAUAAGAAGAAUAACCUCCGAUGAAAUACACACUCAUUAUCUUGGAAAAGAGAUACAAAAUGAGAUAAUUAAUUUAUUAGCGAAAAAAAUUAGACUUCAUAUAUUAAAUUGUCUGAAAAAAGCAAAAUACUAUUCAAUUGUUCUCGAUUGUACGCCAGAUAUUAGCAAUAAAGAACAAAUGACUAUGAUUUUCAGAUUUGUCACGAUUUCAGAAGAUACUGGUGAAGUCACUAUAAAUGAACACUUCGUAGAUUUUAUUCAACUAUAUGAUACAUCUGGAUUUAAUAUGACAAAAGUCCUAUUGGAUAAAUUAAGAGAAUUUGAAGUUAAACUUGAGGAUAUGAGAGGUCAAGGCUAUGACAACGGAGCGAAUAUGCGUAGAAAACAUAGUGGUGUUCAAGCAAGAAUUCUUGAACUAAAUUCUAGAGCUUUUUAUGUACCAUGCAAUGCGCAUACUUUAAAUUUGGUUUUAAAUGAUUCUGCUAACUGCUAA